CGGCUCGGUGCGCAGCUGCGGAGGAUCGCUUCCGGGGGGCGGGUCAGCGGAAGUGAGGGCGGUAGAGGCUGGGCGGCCCACGGUGGAAGGAGGGGCAGUGAGGUGAGAGAGUCCCGGAGCCCGAGACUGAGAUGGCCUGAUAUGAAGGAGUCACGCCUCCCACCUCCUGGAGCUGCCCUGUGGCUGCCUUGUCCUUCAAGUGAAGGAGCUGGUUCACCUGUCGGGAAUGGAAGCCAGUGUGACCAUACCAAUCUGGCAAAACAAGCCGCAUGGGGCUGCUCGAAGUGUAGUAAGAAGAAUUGGGACCAACCUACCCUUGAAGCCGUGUCCCCGGGCGUCCUUCGAGACCCUGCCCAACAUCUCUGACCUGUGUUUGAGAGAUGUGCCCCCAGUCCCUACCCUGGCUGACAUCGCCUGGAUUGCUGCAGAUGAAGAGGAGACAUAUGCCCGGGUCAGGAGUGAUACGCGCCCCCUGAGGCACACCUGGAAACCCAGCCCUCUGAUUGUCAUGCAGCGUAAUGCCUCCGUUCCCAACCUGCGUGGGUCCGAGGAGAGGCUUCUGGCCCUGAAGAAGCCAGCCCUGCCAGCCCUAAGCCGCACCACUGAGCUGCAGGAUGAGCUGAGCCACUUGCGCAGUCAGAUUGCAAAGAUAGUGGCAGCUGAUGCAGCUUCGGCUUCAUUAACGCCAGAUUUCUUAUCUCCAGGAAGUUCAAAUGUCUCUUCUCCCUUACCUUGUUUUGGAUCCUCAUUCCACUCUACAACUUCCUUUGUCAUUAGUGACAUCACCGAGGAGACAGAGGUGGAGGUCCCUGAGCUUCCAUCAGUCCCCCUGCUUUGUUCUGCCAGCCCUGAAUGUUGCAAACCAGAACACAAAGCUACCUGCAGUUCGUCUGAAGAGGAUGACUGCAUCUCUUUGUCCAAGGCCAGCAGCUUUGCAGACAUGAUGGGUAUCCUGAAGGACUUUCACCGAAUGAAACAGAGCCAAGAUCUGAACCGGAGUUCACUGAAGGAGGAAGACCCUGCUGUGCUUAUCUCUGAGGUCCUACGAAGGAAGUUUGCUCUAAAGGAAGAAGAUAUCAGUAGAAAAGGAAACUGACAACCCUCAGCUCUGCAAACUCAGUCUCAUGCUCCUGGAAUACCUUCAAUAGCUGCCUUCCUCACCACAGAUGUUUCUGCCUCUAAAGGAGAAAUCUUCUGCAACAGUCUUGCUGACAAGCUAGAGCUUGGACUGAAAGAGAAGAGCUGGAUUAUAUGUUUCCCAGACUUCAAACCCUAGCAGAAGCUAAGGCUUGUGAUUUGACCCGAGACAUUUGUUUCAGGUAAUUGUGUAGAAUGAAGUAUCUCAGUUUAAAGGGUAAGAGAGAAAUUGUUUCUGGUUUUUCCUUGCCCCUGUGUGAAAACAGGUCCGAAAUGACUGACUGACUUCACUGCAUUAGACCCUAUAACUGGUUUCACAAGACACUUUGUGCCCAGCUGUCACUCACUCUCAGCAGCUUCCUUGCAGCAGAGCAGGGCUGAGGGGAAGGGGCUAUAAAUGUUUGUAUACAUGUUCACAGGGCAUGGAAAAUCUUAUGCUGCUCCAUCAUAAACGUACACCAAUGCCCAGCAAUCACCCUUCUCAUUUCCUUGUCUAGAUGUAGAGGUCAGGCUGCUGAACCAGCCAACACGUGGGCUACUGCUGGGAAGCCUGGGCUGUUUUUUUUCUUAAACACAUUUUAUAUACUGAACAACCAAAUCUACCCUCCAUGGCCCUGAGGCCUUAUCAGUUCCACUGAUUAAAAACUUUCUCUUUCACGGACUUUAAGCCCGGUAGGAAAGAGAAAGGAGGAGGGGGAAAGAGCAUACCAUCUUUCUUCCAGGCCCUUGACUGCUCCUUUGGGUUGGGCCAAGGUUUGUACCUACCACACCAUGCAUGACUCAGAUGCCCUCAGGUCCCUUUCUCUGUGGUAUGUAUUACUGUGUGUGUUUGGGUUGAAGCACUACCUGACAUUAAAAGAAGGACUUGGAGAGAGAAUGCA
Rhinopithecus roxellana (golden snub-nosed monkey) is the source of this 2018-nucleotide messenger RNA. It is a transcript of the gene MTFR1L, whose product is annotated as mitochondrial fission regulator 1 like. Bases 227 to 1096 code for a protein of 289 amino acids. The transcript is spliced from 7 exons. NCBI's taxonomy places the organism in Eukaryota, Metazoa, Chordata, Mammalia, Primates, Cercopithecidae. The record is from RefSeq and is a predicted model, not a curated record. Gene Ontology annotation, cellular component: mitochondrion. Gene Ontology annotation, biological process: aerobic respiration; mitochondrial fission.